ACCACAAACGAGCCCGACAGACCGAGGCAACGACGGAUAUCACGCUAAUCCUCACGGAUUACCGCAGCAUAUAUACGCUCAAGCACCAUGGGGGAAGAACCGGGCCACAUCCACAUUGGGAAUCUUCACCCGAGGGUGUCCGUGGCCGAUCUUGAGCCCAAGCUGAUCAAGUAUGGCACCAUCACUAACCUCUGGGUCGCCAAAAACCCUCCAGGCUUCGCGUUCUGUGACUUCCAGAACAGGGCCAUGGCCGACGACUGCGUGCGCGGCAUGGACGGGCUGAAGAUGGAGAAUUUGGCCAUCACGGUGGAAAUUGCCCGCAGGCCCAAGGCGAGGGCCCAAGGAAGAGGCAGGGGCGGCGGGGCACGCUUUGGCGGUGGUGGUGGGUACGGCGGUGGGUACGGUGGCGGCUACGGCGGGGGCUACGGUGGCGGCGGGUAUGGCGACCGCGCCAGAGACUCCGGAAGAGACAGCCGUGACAGCUACAGGAGGAGGAGCCGCAGCCGCGACAGGGACGACCGCCGCCGCCGCGAUAGCCGCUCGCGCUCCCCACGCCGGGACCGCGACCGCGGAGGGCGGGACUACGGCCGGGACUCCCGCGACUACGGCCGCAGCUCGAAGAGCGGCAGAGGCGACAGCCGAGACCGCCGCAGCCGCAGCAGGGACCGCAGCCGCAGCAGGGACCGCCGCCGCUCACGCUCCCCCCGUGAUGACAGGGGAAGUGGCCGCGGCGGCGGGGGCGGCGGUCGCUCCCCCUCCGCCAGAAGGUCGCGCGAGCGUGGCAGCCGCAACGGCAGCAGCGCCCGUGCCGGCCGUGGAGGUUCGCGGAGCAGGAGCAGGAGCAGGAGCAGGAGCGGGAGCGCGAGCCGCAGCAGGAGCCGCAGCAGGAGCCGCGGCGGCAGCAGGAACCGCAGCGGCAGCAGGAGUCGGAGCGGUGGCCGCGGGGGCGGGCGCCGAAACCGGGGCAGAGACGACGACGAGGAGAACGGCGCCAGCAAUGGCGGUUCUGGCGACGUAGCUGCGCGAGGCAAGAAGAGGAGCGGCUCCAGGGAGGAUAGGUCCCAGUCUCCGAAGCGGAGCAAGGGAAAAACCGCCGGUGCCGAGGGAGACGAGGCGGUGGACGGGGCGGAGGACAGCGAAGAGAACGGUGACGCCACGGGCGGCGAUGAGAGUGGGACGGCGGCCGAGGUUGAGAAUGGCAACGGGAACGCCGAUGGCGGCCACGACGAAGACGAGGAGGACGGCAGCGGUGGCGACGCGGAGGAUCAAGAGGAGGAGGAAGAAGACGCUGUGGACGAGGAAAACGGUGACGAUGAUGAGCAAGCUCCGGACGCGGACGGGGGAGACGAGAGCGACAACUAAAUAGUCAUGAACCAGACGAUCUAGCUUGUGAAUCAAAUGCAUCGUAGUGGUGGUGCCGGCUUGGCGACAGAUUCGAGGAAGUGGUAGCAGCGGGCAUCUCUGAACACGUGCGGUUUAUGAGACGCAGGAUACUCUUUCCGGACUCUUUGUCAGUGGCACGUGUCAAGUGUGGGGGGGGGGGCUUGGGUUGGGUUCAUUCGCUAUGCCGUGCUUCGUGGGUAAUCGCUGACGGUACCGAUGAAGAGAUAUGUCGAGUAGGUGUCUCCUGCCGGCGGGGGAGCGCCAAGCAUUGUUCUAGUUCUCUUCUUUUACACGGUUGGGAGGUUCUGAGUCCCACUCUAAUCUUGCGCACGCUGUGGCGAACGCAUGGUUUCGUAUUGGUCGAACACGUUUCAUGUGGUUAUUUUUUUCGGAAUUAUCGCAGCGGAGUACACGGUUGAGUUGCUUGGGACGUUAUGAUGGUCCUGCACGCUAAUCCGAAAGCUGUGCUGAGCGACAUGUCAAGUUGUGUGCACGUUGACACAGCAGUAGUUUCGUCAUCUCCACGCCUGUGUUCCUCCUGGCUUUGUCCGUAGUCUUGUUGUCACUAACUACACCGUGGGACUCGUUCAUUGCUGCUGCAUGCAUACGUACAGGCAAUUUUUGGGUCCCACGCUGCCAAGUUCCCUCAAAUAUUUCUAAACUCUGGAAUUCUCGGAAUGGUUUCUAUGCUGCAACUUUUGUCGGAGCCAGCCACAAUGGAGUUGCCGUACAAGUAUAAGUAUGCAUAUGCGUUUAUCAUUCUUUUUCUUGAGUCUCUUUCAGCCUGCAAUACAUUGUGUUUCCGUCCAUGUGGUACUGACAUGUGUGUAGUCGCGUGGCCCUCCUCCCCUCAUACAUCGUCUCAAAAGCAUAUCGUUUACUGCCGUGGCGUGAGAUUCGGUUCCGGCGCGAUAUGAAGUUUGUUGGUCGUGUUGAGAGCAGGUUGGCCUUGCGCCGAGGGUCCUUCCUGUUUAUAGCUAGCUGUUGUCUGUACUUGCUCGAGAAUCUUGCCAAUGAAAAGGCGUGAGUCUCAGUGCGGCUGAAAACAGAACAUAUUCGAAAUUCCAAGAGCCGUGUGUCGGAAGUGGCCUUAUUGUUGCAUCGUGAGUGUGUCACUGCGUAUUCUCAAGCUUGGUACAGUAGAGCUUGGGCUUGGGUCUCCGUCGAUCUAAAGUAUUUUUUUGUUCGGAAUUUUUAUUGUCUAUGAUGCCCACCCCUUGCCCGACCUUUCUCAGA
This is a messenger RNA of Ectocarpus sp. CCAP 1310/34, 2619 nucleotides long. NCBI's taxonomy places the organism in Eukaryota, Phaeophyceae, Ectocarpales, Ectocarpaceae. The record is from the annotation of a GenBank genome assembly.